AUGAUCGCUACCAGUCCUCUAUCCGCUCUGUCUCUGUGUAUUGCAGCCGCGACUGCGACUUCUGCAACCCAUUAUCAACCCCGCGACGUUUCGGCUGCAUGCAGCUCCUUGGAGCAGUCCUGGGCAAAUGUCACCUACUACCCGGGUAAUAGUAAUUAUACAGAGCUAAAUGAAGACUACUUUAGCGCGGAUUCAUGGCUCAGCCCGGCCUGCAUCUUUGCGCCGACAACCGCCGAGCAGAUGUCCGGGGCGGUGCAGAUCUUGGCACGGACAGGAGUCUCUUUCGCCAUGAGAGGAGGAGGGCACAUGCCCAUUGCCAAUGCCGCCAAUAUUAACUCAUCCGGCGUCCUGCUUUCGAGCUCUGGCAUGACCCAGCUACAGCUUUCCAAGGAUCAGUCGACCAUCGAAAUUGGCGCUGGUAACAAAUGGGGCCAAGUUUAUGAAUACCUCGAACCAUUCAAGCUUGCAGUGAUUGGUGGUCGCUCAGGUCUCGUGGGCGUGGCUGGGUUUAUUCUUGGUGGUGGCAUCUCGUUCUUCGGCAACCAGUAUGGCUGGGCAUCAGCAAAUGUGGCUCAAUUUGACUGCAUCCUUGCAAACGGCGAUUUUGUCUCUGCCACUCCCACGAAUGAAUAUUCUGACCUGUACUGGGCUCUCCGGGGUGGCGGUAACUCGUUUGCUAUUGUAACCUUUUUGCAUCUCAAGACCGUCAGCCUCCCAGAGGUCACCAUUGGCCAGAAUACAUACAACGAAAGUGUGAGCGAAGAAUUUCUCGACUAUGUCAUCGGCUUCGCCCACAAUGGUUCUGGGGAUUCCAAAGCAGCCCUCGAGCCCAUGGUCCAGUCAAUUAACGGCCAGCUCACCUACAACGCGAUCAUGUUCUAUGACGGCGCCAACACCUCCCCCGCUGCACUGCUCAACUUCACGGAUGUUAUGCAGCCCGUAAACUCCACUUUCGAGGUCCGACCAUCCAUGUACAACUGGACGCAGGCGGCUGACCCCGGCCGAGAGGCCCUUAGAGGCCUACGCGCCCGUUUCCAGGUCAUCACCAUCACGGCAGACAGAGCGGCGGUACAGGUACUCCACGACACAUUUCUCGAAAUGCUAGAGAGCACGCUGGCCAAUGUGGAGAAUCUGGUCGCUGCCCUUGUCUUUGUGCCAAUUACAGAAAAGUUUCUCACUGCCUCGACCAUUAACGGAGGAGACCCGAUGGACGUUGACACUGCGUCAGCCCCGUAUCUCUUCGUCGAGCAAACGUUUCUGUGGUCGAAUGCCAGCGACAGUGCCAAGAUUGAUUCAUUCCUAGAGACAUACAACGCCAAUGUCACGGCCCAACUGAGCGUAAUGGACAAUGUGUUGUCUCCUUACCUGUACCUCAACUACGCCGAUUCUACCCAAGAUGUUUUCAAAGGCUACCCACAAGAUAACGUCCUGAAAUUGCAGAGUAUCCGUAACAAGUACGACCCGAACAUGACUUUCACCAACCAAAUGCCCGGCGGUUGGAAGAUUCAUGAAUAA
Pestalotiopsis fici W106-1 is the source of this 1515-nucleotide messenger RNA. RefSeq lists its product as uncharacterized. Gene Ontology annotation, molecular function: FAD binding. The record is from RefSeq and is a predicted model, not a curated record. NCBI's taxonomy places the organism in Eukaryota, Fungi, Ascomycota, Sordariomycetes, Amphisphaeriales, Sporocadaceae. The transcript has 4 exons. The coding region runs from base 1 to 1515 and encodes 504 amino acids.